Molecule: messenger RNA, 1818 nt
Organism: Propithecus coquereli (Coquerel's sifaka)
Lineage: Eukaryota; Metazoa; Chordata; Mammalia; Primates; Indriidae
Gene: ZBTB7A
Product: zinc finger and BTB domain containing 7A
Exons: 2
Coding region: 60-1808 (582 amino acids)
Biological process (GO): regulation of transcription by RNA polymerase II
Molecular function (GO): protein binding; RNA polymerase II cis-regulatory region sequence-specific DNA binding; DNA-binding transcription factor activity, RNA polymerase II-specific
Source: RefSeq, a predicted model, not a curated record
CCACCCACCCACUCACGAGCGCCCCCUUCUUCGCGGCGCUGCAGGUCUCGGCGCGGAAGAUGGCCGGCGGCGUGGACGGCCCCAUCGGGAUCCCGUUCCCCGACCACAGCAGCGACAUCCUCAGUGGGCUGAAUGAGCAGCGGACGCAGGGCCUGCUGUGCGACGUGGUGAUCCUGGUGGAGGGCCGCGAGUUUCCCACGCACCGCUCUGUGCUGGCCGCCUGCAGCCAGUACUUCAAGAAGCUGUUCACGUCGGGGGCCGUGGUCGACCAGCAGAACGUGUACGAGAUCGACUUCGUCAGCGCCGAGGCGCUCACCGCGCUCAUGGACUUCGCCUACACCGCCACGCUCACGGUCAGCACGGCCAACGUGGGCGACAUCCUCAGCGCCGCGCGCCUGCUGGAGAUCCCGGCCGUGAGCCACGUGUGCGCCGACCUGCUGGACCGGCAGAUCCUGGCGGCCGACGCGGGCGCCGACGCCGGGCAGCUGGACCUCGUAGAUCAAAUUGAUCAGCGCAACCUGCUCCGCGCCAAGGAGUACCUCGAGUUCUUCCAGAGCAACCCCAUGAACAGCCUGCCCCCUGCGGCCGCCGCCGGCUUCCCGUGGUCCGCCUUCGGCGCGUCCGACGACGACCUGGACGCCACCAAAGAGGCCGUGGCGGCCGCCGUGGCCGCCGUGGCCGCCGGCGACUGCAACGGCUUGGACUUCUACGGGCCGGGCCCCCCUGCCGAGCGGCCCCCAACGGGGGACGGGGAUGAGGGCGACAGCAACCCGGGCCUGUGGCCUGAGCGGGAUGAGGACGCCCCCGCCGGCGGUCUCUUUCCGCCGCCAGCGGCCCCGCCGUCCGCCACGCAGAACGGCCACUACGGCCGGGGCGGGGAGGAGGAGGCGGCUUCGCUGUCGGAGGCGGCCCCGGAGCCCGGCGACUCACCAGGCUUCCUGUCCGGAGCAGCGGAGGGCGAGGACGGGGACGGCCCCGACGUGGACGGGCUGGCGGCCAGCACGCUGCUGCAGCAGAUGAUGUCGUCGGUGAGCAGGGCGGGCGCCGCCGCGGCGGGGGACAGCGACGACGAGUCGCGGGCGGACGACAAGGGCGUCAUGGACUACUACCUGAAGUACUUCAGCGGCGCCCACGACGGCGACGUCUACCCGGCCUGGUCGCCCAAGGUGGAGAAGAAGAUCCGCGCCAAGGCCUUCCAGAAGUGCCCCAUCUGCGAGAAGGUCAUCCAGGGGGCCGGGAAGCUGCCGCGGCACAUCCGCACCCACACGGGCGAGAAGCCCUACGAGUGCAACAUCUGCAAGGUCCGCUUCACCAGGCAGGACAAGCUCAAAGUGCACAUGCGGAAGCACACGGGCGAGAAGCCGUACCUGUGCCAGCAGUGCGGCGCCGCCUUCGCCCACAACUACGACCUGAAGAACCACAUGCGCGUGCACACGGGCCUGCGGCCCUACCAGUGCGACAGCUGCUGCAAGACCUUCGUCCGCUCCGACCACCUGCACAGACACCUCAAGAAAGACGGCUGCAACGGCGUCCCCUCGCGCCGCGGCCGCAAGCCCCGCGUCCGGGGCGGGGGACCCGACCCCAGCCCGGGGGCCGCCGCGCCCCCCGGCGCCCCCGCCCCGCCCGGCUCCCCCGACGCCCGGCGCAACGGCCAGGAGAAGCACUUUAAGGACGAGGACGAGGACGAGGACGCGGCCAGCCCCGACGGCUUGGGCCGCUUGAAUGUAGCGGGCGCCGGCGGCGGAGGUGACGGCGGAGGGGGCCCUGGGGCUGCCACCGACGACAACUUCACAGCCGGACUCGCCUAAAAACCAAAAA